CAGGUUAACGACCUCAAGUUUACACCGUUUUAUUGUUCGAACGCCAUAGAUCGCUACCUCUAAAUUUUUCUAAAUUACUCUGUCUAUGCGUUACGAGCCUAAACAUAUAUAGUCGACCCAUUGACAGGUAUAGGUAGAGUCAGUAAGUAGAGUGCAAGAUAACACUGUAAACAACAACUGAAAACUGAUCGCGAUACUCGACGAUUAUUCAUGAUCUCCAGUUUCGAAACAUUUCCAAGAUAAUCGCACUUACGCAUUUCGUCUAAAUUGCGUGCGGUCGGAAAUCCGAAUCGCGAUUGGCUACAUUGCAAAAAUUCUUCGUUUUCAUUCUUACAUAUUUUCGUAUAAGAAUUCGAACAAGGCUUUCUGGUUUUGGCUAAGAAAAGACGCCGUACAACGUACGCCGCGCACGCGAUAGCGUUCAUGUUACGGAGAAAGAUAUUUAGGAAAUCGAAUGAACGGGAUAGGAGGAGCGUUAAUUUGACGAGCGACGAACCAAAUUCGGGUCGGCAAACGUGUUCGGACGGUAAUGUUAAAGAAAAUCCGUUGCUCACGGAAGAGGAGACGCGCGAAUAUUUUCGUCUAGUGGAACAAGAAAAAAUUCUCGACCGACAAUUGUCCGACUGGAAAGCCCAAGAGGCAGAAGUUCGAUCGACUCAAGAAACCAUGAGUUUGUUACACGAGUACAACGAUAUCAAAGAUAUCACUCAAAUGGUUUUAGGAGCUAUAGCUAUGAUAAAUAAAUCUACAAUCAAAGAUCUGCACGAGCAGUACGAUUUACCCGUGCAAGACAAUUAAAUUCAUUGUGCUCCUUUAUAGUUUAUACAUACACGCUGUUUUCAUUCAUUCAUUUUAUUCCUUGGCUUUUCACUCGAAUCUUUCUCUCUUAACCGAGUCGUUUCCCUUCUCAACAUCUAAAACGCAAUAGGAU
Ceratina calcarata is the source of this 931-nucleotide messenger RNA. Its product is annotated as DNA repair protein SWI5 homolog. Bases 424 to 798 code for a protein of 124 amino acids. The record is from RefSeq and is a predicted model, not a curated record. Gene Ontology annotation, cellular component: Swi5-Swi2 complex; Swi5-Sfr1 complex. Gene Ontology annotation, biological process: double-strand break repair via homologous recombination. The transcript has a single exon. NCBI's taxonomy places the organism in Eukaryota, Metazoa, Arthropoda, Insecta, Hymenoptera, Apidae.